AUGUUGUCAAGUCUCCAGAACCCGCGGCAAGCUGCUGCGCAGCUUAUGAACUUUGCCAUGAUACUUUCAACCGCCUUCAUGAUGUGGAAAGGUCUUUCAGUAGCUACCGACUCCCCCUCCCCGAUCGUCGUCGUCCUCUCGGGCUCCAUGGAACCAGCUUUCCAACGCGGUGACCUCCUCUUGUUAUGGAAUCGAAACGUGUGGCAAGAGACGGCGGUGGGCGAGGUUGUCGUGUACAAUGUGAAGGGCAAAGAUAUCCCCAUUGUCCACAGAGUAGUUCGCAAAUUUGGAACUGGGGACAAGGCGAAGCUUCUCACCAAAGGAGACAACAAUAAUGCCGACGACACAGAUCUCUACGCUCGUGGCCAGGACUAUCUAGAGCGUGAGGACAUUAUCGGCAGCGUAAUCGGAUACUUUCCAUUUGUCGGAUACGUCACAAUUUUGUUGUCAGAACACCCUUGGUUAAAGACGGUCAUGCUGGGUAUCAUGGGCUUACUGGUGGUGAUUCAGAGGGAGUAA
Molecule: messenger RNA, 519 nt
Organism: Metarhizium robertsii ARSEF 23
Lineage: Eukaryota; Fungi; Ascomycota; Sordariomycetes; Hypocreales; Clavicipitaceae
Product: Peptidase S26A, signal peptidase I, serine active site protein
Exons: 3
Coding region: 1-519 (172 amino acids)
Cellular component (GO): membrane; signal peptidase complex
Molecular function (GO): serine-type endopeptidase activity
Source: RefSeq, a predicted model, not a curated record